Messenger RNA from Paramecium tetraurelia, 5119 nucleotides. RefSeq lists its product as uncharacterized. The record is from RefSeq and is a predicted model, not a curated record. The transcript has 14 exons. Gene Ontology annotation, molecular function: calcium ion binding. Lineage: Eukaryota; Ciliophora; Oligohymenophorea; Peniculida; Parameciidae.
AUGAAUAGCAUUGAUAGUUAUUAGAGUAAAGCUACAAUUAAUGCACAAUCAAUUAUUUCCAAGAUAGCCACUCGGAAUGGAUAAGCUGACAAUUCCUCCUUGAUUGCAGCCUUGGAUGAAGAAACUGUUUCGGCUGCUUGGAAUGCAUUUGGUCUUCAUAUUUCAAGAUAAUUACGUAUGGGCAGAGGAGUGGCAGUCAAUAAAUUUGGAACUUUUUCAUUUAGUGCUCCAGAUGUAGUUUUGGAUGGAGUAACAAAUCCAGUAGAUCGAGAUAAGUAGCCUCGUUAACCAGUAUUCCUUGUUGCUAAAGAAUUCGUUAAUGGUUUUAAUCUCAAAACUGGCAUAGCCAUUGGUCGAUAAUUGAGGCCUUACAAAGUUUAAACAUCUGGAAAAAUUUAACAUGCAAUUGUCAAUUGGGCUGAGAUUGCACUCUAUGCCUCAUAGAAUAAGGACUCUGCUAAGAUGGCUGUUGAAAGAGUGUUAAAAUCAUUAUCUGAUAUUGUGCGCAACAGAGAUGUAGUUGAAGUAGAGAUUCCAUGUGUUGGAACCUUCUUUGUCAAAGCUCAUUCUGCAGCUGUACAGUUCCUUGAAUCUUUGAUGGAUGGCUGCAAAGAAAUAACCAAACGACCCUUGUCAGAAAGAAAAUCAAAGGGAGACAUGAGACUUACUCAAUAAUACUUGCAAUAAUUAAGCAAAAGUUCCCAUCCAGAGGAAAAUAAUUUUAUAAUUGAUGACAAUGCAAAAAAUUAUCUCACUAAUUCAUUAGGAAUUGAAUUGCCAGAAACUAGACCUAAAACAGCCAAGCACUCCUAAUAUUCAUCCAAAAAAGGACCUUUAAUGAGUAAAACUGUAAAUUUUAGCCUUAUUGUUCAUUAGAUUGAUGUUAGACCAUCUACACAGCAAAACUCAAGAGUAGGAUUUUCCAGAUCUGUAAAUGAUAAAGUAUAUGCUCUUGAAAGAUUGAAAUACUACAUUCGAGAUCAUGCUUUAAAUAUAGAAGAUUCAUUUUUAGAUCUCUGUCAAUAAGCCUUUGGGAAAACUAGUGAAAGGAAGGUUCGCAUGAAUUUUGAUGACUUCAAAAGAGCUGUCCAAUAGAUUUAGUUGCCUCUCAAUGAAAUUCAAAUUAUUACAUUAUUUUAGACACUCGAUGUAAAUAAUGAUGGAUUUAUUGAUAAAUUUGAUUGGCUCAAAGCAGUAGUAGAUAAAAAAUCUCAUGUGAAUUAUAUCAAGGAUGUAGUCUUUAAAUUCUAAAUUCACACUGAUGAUUUAUUGCAAAGAAUGAAUUUAAAUAGAGAUCAUCCACCAAUUAACCUUCAGUAGUUGAAACUAGCAUUAAUGCAUUUAGAUGAAUCAUUAAAUUAACAUAAAGCUCUAAAAGUGGCCAAGGAAAUUUUGGAUGGAAGAGAAACCAUCAGUAUGAAUGACAUAUUAAUACUAUUUAACACUGUAGAGGAAGAGGAUAAGUUAUAUGAUCUUUCGUGGUUCAAAGAUACACUUCAUAAGAUGAGAGAUCAUUUAAUUAAUCCUUAGAAGUUGAAAGUAUUCAGAUAAUCGUUUGAAUAUUUUGAUGAGCAUCAAGAAGGUAAUCUUGAUACAGCCAACUUUAAAACUGUAUUGAUGGAGAGUUAGCUGGGUUUGAAUGUGCAGGACAUCAAUAGAUUAGUUCGAUACCUUCCAAAGAAUAGAGAGUCUCUGAUAAAUUACUAUGAUUUCAUUUAGAUGAUAAUGGAUGUCAAUAAACAAAUGGAUUAAAAAGAUACUGCCAAAGACCUCAUUGAUUUUGCUUAGAAAAUAAGCAAGUAUCUGGCUCAAAAAAAGUUUAGUGUCAUACAAUUUUUAUAAUAAGUGAAGUCAGGAUAUGGGUCAUGUAAUGUUGAAUCUACUGCUUAAUAUCUUGAAAAAAAUAUCUUCACACAAUUGCCACAUGAGGAAUGCUUAGAAUAUUGUAGAGAAAUGGAUGUUGAUGCAAAUGGAGUUGUAAGUGAUGAAGAUAUGAAUAUUUUCAUUAAACGAUAUUCGUAUUUCAACAUUAGAAAAGAUCUAUCUCAAAUCGAUUAAAUUGCUGAAAGUAUGAAAAUCAAACCUUAAUUUGGUGAUACCCUAUCGGCCAUUGAGAAAACUUGUGUUUAAUCCAAAUCUAUUGACUUGGUUACCAUGGGGCAAAAGAAAAUGUUUUAGUCUUUAGUAGAUGGAAUGAAUUAAUAAAAAAGUCUUUUCCCCAUUGAAGAAUUGCCAGAAGCCAAAUUUGAUCAAAUUCUAAAGGACUUACGAAUAAAAUUAGCUAGGAAGGGAAUGUCUUAUGAAGAACUAUUCACAUUUCUAGACACUGAUCAUAAUGGAUUCCUAUCAAUAAGUGAAUUUUAUAAUAUUGACAAAAUAACCACUUUGAGUCAACCUGCUAAGGAUGGAUUCUUUGCCUUUAUGGAUAAGUAGAGAAUCGGUUUGAUUGAUUUAAAUACCUUUGCAAAGUUUAUGGGCAAAUCAAUAAUAUAGCAGAUGCCCUAAUUAUCAGAAGAUGAUUGGGAUUGGGAGUUGGAAAUCCUAUUUAAGAUCAGAAAUUGGUGUCAAAGAGAGAAUAUUACUAUAGAGGAUGCAUUCAGAACUUUUGAUAAAGAUUUUGAUGGUUAGAUUAACAAAACCGAUUUAAGGACAUUCUUGAAAGACAUAUUGAAAAUAGAAGAGAAAGAGAUUACUGAAGCCAAAAUUAAUAGAUUGUUCAAAUUAAUGGAUUAAUAUAAGAGAGGGAAAAUAACAUUGAUGGAUUUUAGAAGAUUUGUAGAGGAAGGAUUCUUUUAUGGGAAAAACAAAUAAAUCUUUGGAUAAAAUGCUACUUUAGCUGCAAAAUAAUAACAAGAAUCUAGAUCAUCUUUUGAUUGGAAGAUGAAUGCAAGAUAACAGAUAGGCUUAAUAAUUAGCAGACAUUAUCCAAACGUGAAGGAAUCCUUUGAUAUUGUAUCAGGAUAUCGUAAGAAAUUGGUAUUCUAGAAAUUUAAAAAGUGGCUAGAUGAAAAAAAUGUAUUGGCAGGAUUUGAUUUGACAGAAAAGUUAGUUUAUGAGAUUUUUUCAGAUCUUGAUUCUCAUAAAAAAGGAUACUUGGUAGAAUCAGAUUGGUUGAAUGCAUUUGCUCAAUACAAUUGGUAAGACUAGAUGAUUAAGGAGAUCCAAGAUGCACUAUCAACUUACUUCUCUAGCAUUUAAAAUGCAAUCCACUAUUUUUAAAUGGAACACAGCCACAUCAUUACUAAAGAGAGCUUUUAUAAGGCCUUGUAAGCAUUAUUCCCAAAGAGAUUUGUAGAUGGAGAUAUCGAAAUUCUAUGGAAUAGAAUCUAAAAGAAUGGUUCAUUAAGUAAUCAAGCAUUUGCACUUAUAUUCGGGAAAGGUGGUAAAAUCUAUGAGCAACCUGAAGGACAAUCACAACAAUUGGCCAUUCGUCCAGCAACAUAAGGUGGACUAUCUGAAUUACCUUUGGAUGAAAGAAAUUAAGUUAAUAUCAGCUUACUAGAUAAAAUUCGAAGAUUCUUGAGAAAUUCAAAUAAAAACAUUAAUGAAUUAUUCAAAUAGUACGAUUCAGAUAACACUGGAUUCAUCACUAAUUUGGAAUUCAGAUAAGUCAUUCGAAGUUUGAAUAUGGGGUUGACCUUUUAGGAUGUCGAUAUAUUAUCUGCUAUGCUUGAUACUGAUAGAAAUAGCAUGGUCAACUGGAAGGAGUUUUCUAAGAAAUUAGAUUUUAGAUAAGCUGAUAAUAAGAUUCUUGAGAGAGCUGGUAUUCAUUUACAAAAAGUCAACGAUCACAUUUAUCAUUAUUUAUUGUCCCCUAAGGAUGCAUUCAGAUAAAUAGAUGCUCAACACACAGGGUUUCUUACCUUUGAUAAAUUUAAGGACAUGAUUGAAAUGUUAUAUAGAUUAGCUACCGAAGACAUUCCACCUUUUGCAAUAAUCAAAGACCUAUUUGAAUUUAUAGAUAAGAGAAGGGAUGGACAUCUUGAUUUGACUGAAUGGAUGGAUGCUUUUUCAAAGUUCUCCAAUCCUAACGAAAAGAAAAGACCCCUGAGUGCUAAUAUAAGAGUUAAGAAAAACUCUUAGAAGUCAUUAAUGGCCUAAACUGAUAAGAAUUGGUUAAACAAAUAAAGAUCACCUUCUCAAUAAUAAUUUGAAGGGUUGACGGAUGAUGGAUUGAUUAAUGCUGCCAAUAAAUUCAAAACAUUUCUCAGAAAGCCUCCUGCUAAAUAAAGUGCUCUUUAAUAUGUUGGUAACGUUUUGUAUCUUAACAAUGUAGAAAAUGGUAUCUGGGAGAGUUCAAAAGACUUUGAUAAAACUAUAAAUGCAAUUGGCAAAAAUAGAAAGUACCUUUUGGAAAUCUUUAAACAUUUGACAUCAAAUGGGUAAAUUCCAUUAACUGAGGAUCGCAUCAAAUAAGAGAUGGAUAAAAUGUUGAGAUCCUAAGGGAUUGUCGUCAGAGAUGAACAGUGGCCACAACUUAUCUCCUGGUCUAAGAAAAACGGUCGCAUUGAUUACAAAUUUUUGCUUGAGGUGUACAAAGAUCAUAGGGGGAGGACGAGUGAAUAUUUAUUAGACCAGUUGGCCAUAUUAUAAUAUUAAUUAAAUAAAAAUUUUAAAAAAAGGCCUUACCAGCUUUUUAAAAACAAAAGACUUCCCCAGAAUCGAAAAAUGAGCAGUAACAAAAUCCGAGUUUUAAAAAAGUCUUAGACUUACAAUAGCUCUAAGUGUCUCUUUGUUCCAAAAAAUAAGGAACGUCCAUAAUACUAUAUCACUCCACCUUCGAAAUAUAAGAACCCACUUACUAAUAUUGAGGAAUUAAAUAUUGAUUCUAACUGUUCGACUGAUAGCAGUCAACGAUUAGAAAAUCUAAGUCCUGUAUAUUACUGCCCAAAAGGAAAAGAACCAUGUGGUGAGUUGUAGGUAGUCCUAAAUGGUGACCUGAUAUAAGUGAUUUCUUAGACUAAAAGCAGAAAGAAAUCACGAAAAUUCAGUGACCAAGAGACCUAUGCAAUGAGUAAUUUCAUCGCUGGUCCUAAAUGUUAGGAGAUCCCUUGCCCUUAGUUCCUUUGAUGAUAUAUAUAUUAUCUAUAAUUUCAAAAUACCCUAAUCACAAUUUAAA